AUGGCAACAAAAUGCCAACCCCUGGAUAGCAUAAGCACCGACACCGCCUUAUUUACGGAGGCCAAAAAAAGAUGGCGGCGUGCAUACCUCACUGCAUAUUUCUCAAACACCAUGGCGUCUAUCGCCAAAAACGUCUUCUCCAAGGCGCUACCCGUUUCAGAAUUGCCGCCAUAUUCCGUUAUUGAUCAUAGUGUCGAUAUAAAGGAAGACUCCCAACAUCAUUUCAAUGAUAUUGAUCAAACACAACUCGUUAAUAUGGUACAAAACAAAGACGUGGAAACGCUUCGCGGGUUUGAUGGUGUUAAGGGUUUAGCGAAAACACUUCACUCUCAUCUUGACGAUGGAGUUGAUGGUCAAGAUUUAAGCGAAAGGAGAGCCGUGUUUGGUUCCAAUACUUACCAAAAACCCCCUCGAAAGGGUUUGUUCUAUUUUGUGUUUGAGGCUUUUAAAGAUGCCCCCAUUCUCAUACUAAUGGCAUGUGCGGUUCUUUCUCUUGGUUUUGGCAUCAAAGAAGACGGAAUCAAAGACGGGUGGUAUGAAGGUGCAAGCAUACUUCUCGUGGUCUUUUUCGUUAUCUUUGUGUCUGCGGUUAGUAACUUCGGACAAGAAAAACAGUUUCAAAGUCUGUCAAAAAUAAGCAAUAAUAUCAAGACAGAUGUAGUUCGAGAAGGGAGAAGACAGAAGAUAUCGAUAUUCGAUAUAGUUGUUGGAGAUAUUGUGGUUUUGAAUGUUGGAGAUCAGAUUCCCGCAGACGGCUUGUUUAUUGACGGGCAUUCAUUGCUGGUGGACGAGUCGAGCAUGACAGGCGAGAGUGAGCAAAUAGAUGUAAACGCUGAUAGUAAUCCGUUUUUAGUCUCCGGUGCUAAAGUGGCUGAUGGGUAUUGUCUGAUGCUUGUGUUAUCAGUAGGGAUGAACACUGCUUGGGGGAAAAUGAUGAGUUCCAUCAUGGGUGAUAAUCAUGAGCAAACACCAUUACAAUCGCGCCUCAAUAAACUAACUUCCUCAAUCGGAAAGGGAGGUCUUGCAAUUGCUGUCCUACUUCGUUUAGUUACAGGCAUAUUCUCGACCGCAGUGACGAUCGCAGUGGUGGCCAUCCCUGAGGGUUUACCGCUAGCGGUCACCCUCACACUUGCUUACUCGAUGAAGAAAAUGAUGGAUGAUAAAGCCAUGGUUCGGAAGUUAUCCGCCUGUGAGACCAUGGGUUCCGCAACGGUUAUAUGCACCGACAAAACCGGGACUUUGACUAUGAACCAGAUGACGGUAACAAAGUUCUGGCUUGGUCUCGAGUACAUAGAACAACAAGCUUCUAAUGUUAUCGCCUCACAAGUCCUUGAACUUCUACAUGAGGCACUGGGAUUCAACACUACGGGUUCCGUAUUCAAUCAGACUUCACGUUCGGAACGCGAAUACGUUGGGUCCCCUACCGAAAAAGCAAUUUUAUCGUGGGCGGUGGAGGAUUUGGAUAUGGAUAUGGAGAAACUAAAACAAAGUUCGACUGUUCUUCAUGUUGAGACAUUUAAUUCGCAGAAAAAACGAAGUGGGGUUUCGAUUAAAAGAAACAUUGACAACACGAUUCACGUUCACUGGAAAGGAGCUGCGGAGAUGGUAUUAACGAUGUGUUCAGAAUAUUAUGACAACAAUGGGUGUAAACUGAUAAUCAAUCCCGAUUCAAGAACACAGUUGGAGAAUAUAAUUUCAGGAAUGGGAGCAAGUGGUCUUAGGUGCAUUGCUUUCGCGUAUAAAAAAGUUUUAGAUGGUACAGAAACAUUAACUGAAGAAGGGUUAACAUUGCUAGGAAUUGUCGGGUUGAAAGACCCAUGCAGAUUGGGAUCCAAAAAAGCUAUUGAAACUUGCAGAUCUGCUGGAGUUGAAAUCAAGAUGAUAACUGGAGACAAUGUUUUCACAGCAAAAGCCAUUGCCACUGAAUGUGGAAUACUUGAAUUGGGCCAAGAGGUACGAGAUGGAGAAGUAGUGGAGGGUGUCGACUUUCGAAAUUUCACGGAUGAAGAAAGAAUGCAAAGGGUUGAUAAAAUCCGUGUGAUGGCAAGAUCUUCGCCUUUUGAUAAGCUUUUAAUGGUAAAGUGUUUGAAAGAAAAAGGUCACGUUGUAGCAGUUACAGGUGACGGGACUAACGAUGCUCCAGCACUCAAGGAAGCCGAUGUUGGACUUUCAAUGGGAAUUUAUGGAACCGAAGUAGCCAAACAGAGCUCAGACAUUGUUCUCUUAAAUGAUGAUAUUGAAUCUGUAUCAUCCACAUUAAAGUGGGGACGAUGUGUGUACAAUAAUAUCCAAAAAUUCAUCCAAUUCCAUCUUACGAUAAAUGUCACAAUUCUCGUCAUUAAUUCUGUUGCAUCUGUGACAUCUGGUUAUGUCCCCUUCUCCGCUGUUCAACUUCUGUGGGUGAAUCUAAUCAUGGAUACUUUGGGUGCACUUGCACUUGCUACAGAAGGGCCUACUAAGGAACUCUUGAACAAACCUCUUAUGGGUCAGGUCGAACCUCUCAUUACUAACAUCAUGUGGAGAAACCUAUUAGCACAAGCUAUUUUUCAGAUUACUGUUCUAUUGACGUUCCAAUUUAAAGGCAAGGCGAUAUUUAACGUGGAUGAGAGAGUGAAAAACACGAUAAUCUUUAAUACUUUCGUGUUAUGUCAAGUGUUUAAUAUGUUCAACUCGAGGAAGCUGGAGGAACGGAAUAUAUUCGAAGGAAUACACAAAAAUAGAUUGCUUUUCCAAAUAACUGGGAUUACCGUAAUCCUUCAGAUUGUGAUGGUGGAGUUUUUGAAGACGUUUGCUGAGACAGAAAGAUUAAACGGGUGGGGAAUUUGUAUUGGUAUUGCAGCUUUUUCGUGGCCUAUUGGGUGGUGUAUGAAGUUGAUACCAGUACCUGAGAAACCAUUUCUAAGCUACAUCAGACGCUAAGAUCAUAUAGUUUGCAUGUAUAUUAUUCGUAUAGGUUGUUCAUACUUUUGACUAUAGUCUAUGGGAAUGUUAUGAUUUGAUC
Helianthus annuus (common sunflower) is the source of this 3001-nucleotide messenger RNA. Its product is annotated as calcium-transporting ATPase 12, plasma membrane-type. NCBI's taxonomy places the organism in Eukaryota, Viridiplantae, Streptophyta, Magnoliopsida, Asterales, Asteraceae. Gene Ontology annotation, cellular component: intracellular membrane-bounded organelle; membrane. Gene Ontology annotation, molecular function: P-type calcium transporter activity; ATP hydrolysis activity; ATP binding. Gene Ontology annotation, biological process: calcium ion transmembrane transport. The record is from RefSeq and is a predicted model, not a curated record. The transcript has a single exon. Bases 1 to 2919 code for a protein of 972 amino acids.